Molecule: messenger RNA, 1628 nt
Organism: Pocillopora verrucosa
Lineage: Eukaryota; Metazoa; Cnidaria; Anthozoa; Scleractinia; Pocilloporidae
Product: small ribosomal subunit protein bS16m-like
Biological process (GO): mitochondrial translation
Cellular component (GO): ribosome; mitochondrial small ribosomal subunit
Molecular function (GO): structural constituent of ribosome
Source: RefSeq, a predicted model, not a curated record
AUCGGCCAUCCUUCCCGCUGAACAUGAAGAAGCUUAAAACUAUCGUUACGUUGCGUUUCGCUCUUUAUGGCUGCAAGAACAGACCUUUCUUUCAUAUUGUGGCAACGAACAGGAAACGACCCCGAAACUAUGGAGCUCUUGAGCAGGUGGGAACUUAUGAUCCUUUGCCAAACACUCGAAAUGAAAAGCUAGUGAGCCUAAAUAUGGACAGAAUAAGAUACUGGUUAUCAGUUGGAGCUAGACCUUCCCGACCAGUGGCCAUUUUAUUAGGCCUGGCUGGAAUUCUUCCAGCACAUCCUCGCAGCCUGGUUACAGCAGCAAGGAACCGUGAGGCUCUUGCUGUGGGAGCUCUAACCUUAGAUGCUUUGGACGAGGCAGAAAAAGAUGAGGAAGCUGAAGAUACUGAAAAAGGCACUGAGAGUUAAAUUGGUAUCAAAAAAGAAUUGCAAAAAGACAGAUUCCUGAAAAAUGUUUCCAAGUGCUGUCAAGUUUUCUCAAAGUGAUAUCAGGAGCUGUAUCAUCACAUGUAGGACUGAAGAGAUUCAAUUCCUCUGGUCAUGAUGUUGUGAUGGGUGGAAGCAAACAUCAGCAUCAAAAUGCUUUACUUCUUGCACUUAUUGUUGCUUCAUCAGUCUAACUAGACAUCCUCAGAUUUUUUAUUUUCAAUUACAACUGGGAAUCAUCCAGUUAGACUCAUGUGAGAUACAUGAACAUAUUGGUAAACUACAAUGGAAGCAUCAAAGGUGUUACAGCUAUGGUUAUUUUAAUCCUGUAAAAUAAAUACAUUCUUUUUGCAAAUUGGAAGAAGUUAUUUUGACCUAAGUUUGUAAGAGGACAAAUAAAAGGCUUCAAAAUACAAACAUUUGUCUAAAUCAGUUCCUCACCUUAUAGUUCAAUUUAAUUUUACGUACUGGUAUAUUAUAAUUAUAGUAACAUUAUGGUAUGUGUAUUUUUCAUUUUAUAGAACUUACUGAUGUGUACAUUUUUAGCGAUACGCAUGGAGGUUUUGCAGGAAGUCUGACAUGUUUGGACAUUAAUCAGAACAAAAGCUUCUGAUGUAUAUGCUUGAGUUACAUACACUCUUUAUCUCUCUCUCACUCUUCAAAGUGAAGGGAUGAACACACCUUUGAAAUAAAACUACUUUUGAUAACAAUUUAAUUGGAUUUAAAUUACUUCAUUUACAAAACAUUAUGCUAUUUGUGUUUUCUUGAAUUUUCCAAAGCUUUCCUAUUAGCUUCUGCUCCAAAUAAUGUUGAAAAAAUUGAUCUGCAAUAAAAUGAAAUACUAACAUUAAUAUUAUUACCAUCUGGGAAAAUUUCAUUAUGAUAAUCCUAAUAUUAUCAUUAUUAUACUAUUCAGCACCUAAUGGUAUUGAAUAAUGGAAUUUCUACAUGAAUAGUCAUUUACAGUCAAACCUGGCAUUCCCACAGGGUGACUGCUUAAUGUCAGGUUCCACAGAAUUGAGGUUUUCCAUUUUAUGCUAUAACUGUGCACCCAAUGUACAAAAAUGUGCUUAGAAAUACAACUAGCAUUAAUUGCAAUAGAUAUCUUGGAUUAAGGGGACUUGAAAGCUUGUUCUUAGUAAACACCUGUUGAGAUUUGACUUGUUUAUUUACUUGGUAGUUAUA